Saccostrea cuccullata (small rock oyster) is the source of this 1157-nucleotide messenger RNA. RefSeq lists its product as uncharacterized. The record is from RefSeq and is a predicted model, not a curated record. NCBI's taxonomy places the organism in Eukaryota, Metazoa, Mollusca, Bivalvia, Ostreida, Ostreidae. The transcript is spliced from 3 exons. The annotation marks the transcript as partial.
UGAAUGUCAUAUUUCAAAUACUAAAGGGGUGUGGAGAUAAGCGGAAAGAAUUUCUAAUGGAUCUAAGAAGAGAAGGGGAAACUGUACAUUACAGAGGGAGAUCACAGGACAGUGUAGAUCACGUAACGUGGCUCUGGAGAUACGGGAGACCUGACAUCGUGAGAUCCUGUAUAGGUCUACAUCCACACUUGGACAUUUACAUCAUCGACAACAAAGCUUACAGGAAACCAAGCAAAUAUCAUAAUUAUUCUGAAGACGACAAAAGUUUUCUCUACAGUUUACUGUUGUGUGACAAAUACACUUCUGUUGUAAAUGGAGAUUCAAGUCAAGUCAAGUCAAUGUUGACAAAGAUGCGUGAACGGUAUUUCGAAAAACUCUCUCCAUCUAAUGAUAUUGAUUUAAAACAGCUCCAGCACGUGGUCAUCGAAACCCAGAAUGAUGAGGUAACGUUUGUGUCAGACGACAUCAGGCAUGACGUCAUGUACGCCUUUGUUACGGAGUGCCUGGUUGGAGACAGUGAUCUUGAGUUUUUCCUGACCACGGCGUCACGUGACGUGAUCUCAGAAUACUGCCGGUCCUGGAGGUAUAAGAGGAGUGAGGGAGAGAGAUGUCUGUAUAUACCGUACAGUCCGGUCAAGAUGUACGACCUCUUCAUAGACAAACUAAAGCUUGACAUCAUCACACACUGUACUGUGUCUGACGGGAGGAUUCAUGAAAGGAUCAGUAAACGUUUAAAUAUACCAGAAGAAGUACUAAGAUGGGAUAUCCAUGCUAGAAGAAGGUUUUUGAAAAACAUCAAGGAAGAAAAUGUGAAAAUGUUUCGCGCUAGGGGAAUGAUAGUUGGAUGUGCGGGCGCAGGAAAAACAACUCUUCUUAGAAAGCUUCACGAAAGGACGAGAAAACAUAAAAAUAGAGCAAGAGCAGAGAAAAGAACUCUUCGUAGAAAGUUUCAAAGAAGAAAUAAAACUGAUAAGGAUAGUACAGGGUCAGAAAACGCAUUUCUUCUGAAACAGCGUCAUAAAGCAGAGGGCACAAAUGAAGAUAAGCCAACUGAAUCAACCGUAGGUCUUGAGGUCCAUGAAGAUCUGUUUGUUAUCGAAGACAGCAAGUUAAAAGGUUACUCUUUGCUCUUCACAUAUAUGUGUAUUUUUAGUUGA